This is a messenger RNA of Angiostrongylus costaricensis, 1155 nucleotides long. Lineage: Eukaryota; Metazoa; Nematoda; Chromadorea; Rhabditida; Metastrongylidae. The record is from the annotation of a GenBank genome assembly.
AUGGUUGGCGGUGGUGUGGUCGCUAUGCCAGUUGCCUUUAAGCAGUCAGGACUGCUUGGUGGCAUUAUAUUCAUGAUUGUUAUUGCAAUGAUUUUUGAGUACACAGGAUACCAGUUGGGCAAAGUAUGGUGCAAAAUGAUGCACAGACGUUUUACAUCAGUUAUGGUGAACGUGACACUUUUUGGUGUUGCUGUGGUCUAUUUGCUUCUUUCCUCAAAUAUUCUACACUAUUUUGUUGGUCGUUUUGCUGGUAUACAAACUGGCAUGUGUACGGUUAUUGUUACAUUGGCUUUUAUCAUUCUUCCUUCCACGUUCCUUAAAAGCCCGGCAGAUUUUUGGGGCAUUGUCGUGCUUGCCAUGCUCACUACCGUAAUUUCUGUAAUAUCAAUACAUGUUGGUAUCGCCAUCGAUAUGGGUUCAUGUUUUCCCGAAGUGGAAUAUCCUGAGCAGACAUCAGGCACAAUUAUUUUAUCACUCGGAAUUUUUCUUUUCGCCUUUUCCGGUCACUUCGUAUUCCCUACAAUUCAACAUGAUAUGAAGAACCCUCGCGAUUUCACCAAAAGUGUCCUUGCCGGAUUUUUCUUGGUUGUCAUACUGUAUAUGCCGCUCUCAGUAUUCGGUUAUGUUGUCUAUGGCGGAUCUUUAGAAAGUUCAGUGAUAUAUUCGAUCCAAACCGAUUGGCUCCAGCUUGGUGCUAACCUUAUGAUCGCAAUACACUGCAUUAUGACAUUGGUGAUCGUCAUAAAUCCAUUAAAUCAAGAAGUCGAACACUACCUGAAAGUCUCUCACGCCUUCGGAAAGGGACGAGUUCUCACACGCACCACCGUACUUCUCCUAGUGUUGUUUGUAGCUCUGUCCGUGCCUGAUUUCUCGCCUGUCAUGAAUCUGGUUGGAGCAUCAACAAUCCCCAUUGGAUGUGUUCUGCUGCCGGUGUUAUUUUACUUGUGGAGCGAAGCGUCUACUGAAGAAGAAUGGCGAAAGGGGCACAUACCGUCAACAAUGGACCGCUCUUUAGGUGUUGCAUUUGUUGGCGGUGUUCUCGGUACAAUGCAAGGUUUCGACAAGUUGGCAAAGGCUGAAUUUACGACACCCUGCUAUUUCCGUAUAUUCACCUCAGACACGUAUGGUAGCACUUUCCAUAUUAAACAACAGUGA